AUGCUAUCCGACACCCGGAUAUUGAAGGCGGGCAUGGUUUAUGUGCGCAUGCUUGGCACAGGCGAGGUUGUCAAGCCCCUGCCACACGUGCUCGUGGACGGUGGCUGCUGGGAGCCGUACAUUGCCACCCUCGUGAGGUGCAUGGACUGUGUGAGCCUGCUGCUAUUUGACAUUGAGGGAGCCAGCGUGGUUGAGGUCGCAGAUAUCGAGAUCGACAAGCUCCAGUCUACAGACAUCAUGGUCACCGAUCAGUCUCUGUUUGAUAACUCAUAUGGCUUCCACAUUAGACUCCGCCCCACCGCGCCUGCAUUUGAGGAGCUGAUGUGCAGGUACCAUACAGGGAGCGAGUCUGGCAGUCUGUGUAUGUCUACGAGCGAAUCACACACGUCGUCGAUGAGCCGGGAUAGCAGUGGCGGGUUGGUCGACGCAGGGAUUGGCGAUGCGCAGCAGAGUGACGAAAACGAUUCGAGUCCAGAGACGCUGACGUAUGAGCCACUGUGCUUCAAGACGUAUCCGGCAGCCCUGUACCUGACGACAAGACGUGCCUUUGAGCGCAAUGAGUGGGUGGCGUGCCUGCGCGCUCACUGCCACCCGACAAUCAGCGGACCAGUGCCGCUGCCACUCACCAGCACAUGCUGUGCCCCGCUGAUGUUCCGCGUCGACCGCUCGAUCUGGCUGAAAAUCAACCGCACCAGCAGAUUCUCAAAGACAUGCGACACGCAUGCAGUCAUUACCCUGGACGGAAUCCCCAUGGCACAGACCAGUGUAGUGUUCAGCACGAGCGAGCCAAAGUGGGACACCAUGUACUACUUUGGAUGCCUUCCUAGGUCGCAGUCGCUGCAUGUGUUUGUGUGCCACAAGGAGCAGGAUGGGCUGACGGGCGGGCUGCUUGGAUACUGCCGUGUGCCUGUCAAUGCAAUGCAGCGCAAGCAGCUGUACGAUGGGUGGUAUCCGCUCGUAUACGGCGAUGUGACGGACGCCGAUGAGGCAGUGGGGAUGUACUUGCCAUUGGAAGUCAAUGUAAGGCCAGAGGCAGAGCGACACACCAGGCACGUCGAGCGGCCGCCCAGCUACAACAAACCGUCGGUCAGCCGGCGGAGCAGCGCGCGCAGCAGCGACAGCGAACCGGCACCAGCGCGGAGAUACCAAAGCGACGAUGUGCUGAGCAUGUGCCAGCUACCGUCCAUGCCGUUUCGGUCCGCUGAUCUCCAUAUCCAGGCCCGCUGCGACGACCUGAUUGUGCUGACCAAGCCGUUCUACCGCGACACAAUAGUGGUGCUGCUUGAUACUCAGCCGACACUGAUCUUCGACCUUGUUGCCAUCCUGCCGCAGUCUGCCGAUUGGCUGGUCGAGACAAUAACAAAGCUGGCUAUUUCCAGCGGCAAGACGUGCUCGUGGAUCUCGGCAGUCAUUGCCCAUGAAAUUGCCACCCAGACAGUGCCUGACCCGACCCUGCUGUUCCGCAGCACAUCGGUUGCAACACGCACGCUGGACACGCUGAUGAAGACCGUCGGUCUGCAGUUCGUCGACCUGGCGAUCGGCGAUGUCGUGCGCAACAUUGUAUAUUCUGAUCACUACUGCGAGGUAGACCCGAGCCGACUCGAGCCCAACGAAGUAGUCGCGGAGCAUUGGAGCGUGUUGGUCGCGCUCCUGCGCAUAAUGUGGAGCGGUAUCGAAGACAACAUGGAGGCGUGCCCGCGCGUCUUGUGCCGAAUCUUUGCGCAUGUACGGCAGGCCGCUAUGCACCACCUCGACAAUGUCGAGUACUCGUGCAUCAGUGGGUUCGUGUUUCUACGCCUAAUCUGCCCGGCGAUUGUUUCGCCCAAAUCCUUCGGCAUUGUCGAGCGCAUGCCAGGUGCCAGUGCCUGCAGGACGCUGUUGCUGAUGGCCAAGGGCAUGCAGUGCGCCGCCAAUUUGACAGAUUUCACCAUGAAGGAGCCAUAUAUGCAGCCGAUGAGCGCCUUUGUUGACGAAUGCAAGCCCGGGCUGAAGCGGUUUAUUGACUUUAUUGCUAGUGCUCCACAGGACGACCCGCUGAAGGACGACUUUUACGGCGCGUCGAUGGUGGUCGACAUGGAGAGAGAGGCGGCAGCCCUAUGUGCGUGUCUUAAUGCUGCACGGAAAGACAUUGAGCAAGUGGCUGUUGAGAGCGAGCACCCGGAGUAUGAUAGCAACGGAUGCUCGCCAGUAUCUCGACAAUCCGGCAUCUACCUACGUAGCCUCCUUCAUGCAUGUAGUGUGGUCCAGGACUGCGUCGAGAUGUGCACGGGCAGCAUGCAGGCUGCAGACCCCCAGCAGCAGCCAACAAGUCCACUGUCGCUGCGCAAAGGGAGGCACAGCUAA
Molecule: messenger RNA, 2343 nt
Organism: Linderina pennispora
Lineage: Eukaryota; Fungi; Kickxellomycota; Kickxellomycetes; Kickxellales; Kickxellaceae
Product: Rho GTPase activation protein
Exons: 1
Coding region: 1-2343 (780 amino acids)
Biological process (GO): regulation of GTPase activity
Source: RefSeq, a predicted model, not a curated record